AUGGCGUCGACUGGGCCCUUUCCGGGCGCGCCCAUCAACACAGAUCCCGUCAACACACAGGCCAACUCGAUGACGGAACCAGUCACGUCUCCGAGCACAGCGUCCACAGUACCACCCGGACACGGACAGGGACAAGGUCCAUCCAGUCUACCCCAAGGACCAGGACCGACCAUUCAAGUACAAGGCCCCUCCAGUCAAGCGCCUCCCUCCUCAAUCACAAGCCUGCCAGGACCACUUUCAACUGGUCCCAGAUCAACAGCCGCGCCGGAUGACGCCAGGGCUGCUUCAUCGGCAUCCAACCCGACAGACCGACCGCCCGGGUCCGUGGACCCGUCGACAUCGGCCACAUCGACGUCUGGCACUGCAACCACCACCACAGCUACCAGCACAAAGACAUCGGCCGGUGCCUCGACGUCAACCACUACGACGACGACGACAGUACCGGCAAGGGUGAUGUCCCCGGUUCCGACGCAGCAAAUGCUCAAGGAUACGUUCACGCGAUGCAAUAACUGUGAGUUGGGGAGGAAAAACUUUGGAUUGAAUAAAAAAGUUGUCUUCCUGAUAAUCAACUCGAUUGCGAUGCGAUACACUCACAGGCUAACCGUUUGCCUGUGCUAAAGAUCGAUAUUUCGUCGACGUCUAAUUAACGGACAGUACUUUCAGGUCUAUUUCUUGUGCGAAAGCUUCGGAACAAGCAGAACACGCUGACCGACGUAUUUCUGAAGAAUGACGUGCCUGUGCAUUCGGAGGAUUGCGGAAAAAUCGAGCAGCUUCAUAUGUUCACCACAGUCAUGCAGGAAAUGAACAUUAUUUUUGAGUUAGUUUGCAUUCUCGUAAAAACGUUGUAAAAACUGACCUGUGUACAAUUUCAGCAAACUGGAUCAAUCCUCAAAACGUCUGCCCAAAGUCGUGCCGGCGAUCGAUAAUCUCAACAAUAUGCGAACACUGUACAUGCAGGAGCACACGAUGAAUCACACGAACAUGAGUUGUCUUGUCGAUAAGAUGAUUGACAGGGGCAACUGGAACGAGGGAAAUUAUGUGAGUUGCAAUCAAAAAUGGUUUGAGAAUCGAGGAGCCGUUUUUCAGCAAGGAUUCUACUAUCUGGCGGAACUGCUUCGGAUCACCGAGAACAAGCGAAAACAAUUUGAGAACAACACGCGAAAAACUCUUCCGCCGGUCCGUCUGCAAUGCGUCAUCAGCCACGGCCACAUUCAAUUCGAGACCGCCUACAACGCAAUGAGAAGAGAGAUCACGAAACAGAAUCUGGGCAUCUACGCAAAGACGAUCCACCGCACCAUGUGCAGUCUCGUCGUCGAGGUGGGGAAACGAAACGCUCGAAAAUUUGGCAGGAAAACAAUUGAUAAUCGUUUCAGUUUCGGUUUGGAAGCGCGGGGCGGAUGACUCACGAGGAGGAUGUGAUAAUUGUGAUGAAAUUUCUGCUUGUCGAGAAGGGCGGUCGUAUUGAUUACAUCAAUAUGAUUGCACCGCACGAAGAUUGGACCAUCAGGAACGAUUUUGGAAAGAAAUUGGUGAGUUGGAAGGAAGCGUGUGAAGUAUUGUGAAAUCUCAAAAAUGUGUAUCACGAAGCUUUACCCUGAGAAAAUGGGCACGUGUGUUUUUGAGAAGACUGCGGCAAGCAACACCACGCGAAAAAGCAAAACAAGCGCUAGUUAGUAUGUAGUAAUUAGAGGGUUGAUAUUCUCAAAAAAUAUGUACAUACAUACAAGGCGCAAACCGAUUUUUUUUUGCAGAUUGACGUACUCGCCCCAUCCCGAUGCGAAAUCUACAAACGUCUGACGAAACAAGCCAACCAUCACUUGAACGCGUUCUUUGGCAACAGCCCCCCUCGAUGGUCGGCCAGCAAUCUCCUACAGUUCGUCUCGUUGUUUGGCAAGUUCCGAGAAGUGCAAUCGACAAAGUGUCGGGCAUGCCAGUGAGUUUAGCGUUUUGAAACUGUCCCGAAAUGUAUUGGUUUUUCAGUAAAAUCCUCAAGGACUUCCUGCCACCGAUGAUCUUCGAUAUUCGCACCCCGAACGUGGCUUUCCACGAGACUUGCCGAUUGAUAUAG
Messenger RNA from Caenorhabditis sp. 36 PRJEB53466, 2068 nucleotides. The record is from the annotation of a GenBank genome assembly. Lineage: Eukaryota; Metazoa; Nematoda; Chromadorea; Rhabditida; Rhabditidae.